This is a messenger RNA of Pseudo-nitzschia multistriata, 1755 nucleotides long. The record is from the annotation of a GenBank genome assembly. NCBI's taxonomy places the organism in Eukaryota, Bacillariophyta, Bacillariophyceae, Bacillariales, Bacillariaceae.
CCCGAUCAUUUUUCCGUCUCCGCCUUUCGAGAUACGGUACGGGUACKGUACGAUACCACGCACACAGCAGCAUCGCAUCGCAUUGCAUCGACAUUCCAUUCCUGCACCGUUCCCGACCAAGCACCACGGCGGUGCGGCACAGACACAACCACAGACACAACCACAAGCACCGAUCGAUCGAUCGAUCGAUCGCAUAGCAUAGCUAGCCCUUUCCCGCAAUGCCGGCCACGAGCCCUUCCACCGGAGAAAGGGGGAUCCUCCUCUCCCUGCCCCGGUGCGACAUGGAACGCCCCGACGCCGGAACGGGCGGCCCCACCGCCGCUGCCGCUGCCUCCGAGGCCAACCCAAAGAAAUCGAUGAAGACCACCGCCAAGAGGGCGGACCUGGUCCUCUUCAAGCUGCCGGCCAGCGCCAAGAACCAAGCGGAGCGGGGGGAGACCCUCUCGGACGACGUCCUGGGGGGCCGGUCCAGGAUCCUGGCCUCCCCGGCGUCCGCCUGCCUCGUGACCCCGUCCGCCUCGCUCAAGCUGGUCAGCAUUGGGACCUCCAACGCGCUGGUCGUCUGGAAGGCGGACACGGACACGGACACGGACGCCUUUGGAAACGAAACCCGGGCCUCCCCGGCGAAGCGGGCCAGGACCUCGGACCCCUCCGGCACACUUCCGGCCGCCGUGGUCGCCCCCUGCCGGCUGGUCCAGCCGGGGGGCAGCGGGUCGUCCUUUCUGGUGGGCCAGCCGCACGACCCCGAUCAAGGGGACCUGGCCCGCUUUUUCGAACAAAGGGGCCCUUCUCUGCCUCCGGUUUCCACGGCCGAGCUCUGCAACCUCUUCCAGGCGGCCCCCGGCCCGCUCUGGAAGGCGCUGGAGGGGGUCCAUGCCGUGGUCUCGCAUUGCGCACCGGGGGGAGGCGAGGCCUGGUUUCGGGUCGAAGGGGAAGAGGUCCUGAAGGGGCAGCGGGCGCUGGUGGAAUUCCUCUGCGAGGAGGACGAGGACUUUGAGGCGGAAGGCGGGAGCGACGCAUCCCUCGCCCUGGGGGCCGUGGCCGACAGGGUCGGCAAGCGGCUGGCCCCCCUGCUGGCCGACAAGGGAGGACCGGCGAUGGGCAGGGAAGAACGGUCCCUGGCGAUUGCCCGAAAGACCGUCCUCCUGGCCUCGGCGCCCGGGACCACCGGUGGGAGCAAGGCGUGGAGGGACGUCCGAGACCGCCGGUUCCGGCCGGACGCCUCGAAGAUCGCCUUUUGCGUCCUGAGGGACCUCUUUUCGAAGUACCCGUCCUACGCCUGGUCGGACCUGUCGGAGCAGUGGUCGUCGCGGCUGCCCCUGGGGGAACGCUACGAACGGAUCACGUCCACCACCGAGUGGAUCGAGGACCCCGACCUGGGCGGCCACGGGGGGCUGGUCCCGGACCAGCUGGUCUUUUCUCCGUCGGCCGCGGGGGAUGCCGGCGGCGGGGAAGGGGCCGACCGAACCACGGGCAAGAAGGGCAGCGGCGCGGGCAACAAUCCCAAGGGCGUCCUGGGCCUGGUGGACCCGCACGCCGUCCUGGUGUGGAGGGGCGGGUAGGCAGGCAGGCCGGGACCGGGCAGCACAAAGGCCCGGGAAACCAGCCAGCGGUGGUUCGUUGUUUGUUUGGAACCCGCUGCUGCUGCUGCUGUUGGUUGGAACCGAACAGCUGCCUGUGGGUUUGGAGCGAUACCCCCACGGCCAAUGGUGCCGGCGAUCGGUGCCGUGCUUUGCAGCGCAUUGUAACGAUAAC